CCCUCAUAAUGUACCUAUUGGUGGUGGUCGUCUCUCUUCUGCUGAGCUUUGGUCCAGCUCAGAGUCGUUACGUUGAGGAUAUCUUUAAAAAGUUCUCUGAGGAUACUGAUAAUGGCUUUGAACGAGAUGAUAAGCCAGUGUCAGCUAUAAUAGAGGCCAACAAACAUGCAGGACAGGGACUUGAUGGGGCCGCGAUCAUAUUUGGAGACAUCGCUGUAGCAACAGUGUUACAGAAUGCAGAUCCAUGCACCGCUCGUGGGUGCAAAUGGAAUCGUUACAGAAAUGGAAAAGUCUAUGUGCCAUAUAUAAUCUCCAACCAGUACUCUCCUGAGGAAAUAGGUGUGAUUGAAAGAGGCUUAAAGUCUUUUGAGGAGUCAACCUGUAUUCAAUUCAUGCCUCAUCGAGGACAGAGAGACUUUAUCCACAUAAAGUCUGUGUCUGGUUGCUUUUCAUAUCUGGGCCGCCAAGGUGGAGAGCAGGUUGUAUCUCUGGAUCGUGCUGGGUGUGUCCAUUUUAGUAUUGUUCAGCACGAGCUGAUUCAUGCUCUCGGGUUCCAUCACGAACAGAACCGCAGCGACCGUGACGGCCAUGUCUGGAUUAUUUAUAAGAACAUCAUACCUGGACUUGAGUACUCCAUAUGACUACAACUCUGUGAU
This is a messenger RNA of Xyrauchen texanus (razorback sucker), 656 nucleotides long. Its product is annotated as high choriolytic enzyme 2-like. NCBI's taxonomy places the organism in Eukaryota, Metazoa, Chordata, Actinopteri, Cypriniformes, Catostomidae. Bases 9 to 641 code for a protein of 210 amino acids. The record is from RefSeq and is a predicted model, not a curated record. The transcript is spliced from 7 exons. Gene Ontology annotation, molecular function: zinc ion binding; metalloendopeptidase activity. Gene Ontology annotation, biological process: proteolysis.